AAGGUUUGCCAACAAUGGCUCAUCCCGGCACCACCAAAAAGGAACCCACUGCUGCUGGACACAGCAUACCAGGCCUUUCAGUGCCACCCUCAGUAAAAGUAUCACCGGGAGGAAAGCCAGGCGGCCCUAGAGUCAUUGGGUUUGGAUCUCCUAUGAAACGGAUCAGUACGAGUGCUACGCCGUCAGUAUCCCCCAAGGCUAGUAGUCAACCACACACAUCCGCAUACACACCCUCACCAUCGAGGCCAGCGACUGACCCGCGGCCACACACCACCACAAUAUCCGCUACCCGCACGGUGAAGGAUGAGCCAGGUAUCACACGCUUGGGUCGUAGUGGGGAGGACGACACAGACACACAGAUACAGACACACAGUACACAGCCGCAGAAGAAUGCACAGCCACGGGACAGCCUGCUGGACUUGUUCUCCGAUAGUGACUCCGAUGCCGGCAAGGGCAAGGGCAAGGGCAAAACCAAGGCCAAGGCUUCACAGAAACCCGCAGCAAAGGCACCACAGCCAUCCACGGGGGGAAACGGGUUCACCUCCAGCAUGCACACCUCAGACCGGCAAGCGCAUGUCGCCCGUCCUGCAAGUGUCAGAGGGACUGGCAGAAAGAAGCCAGCACCGCCGGUCCUGCCGGUCCUGCCCUCAAGUAGCGAGGAGGACCAGGAUGUGGACAAUCUCUUCUCCAGCAUCUACACGAUGGGUGGGGCGAGCCCAGUACACGCCCCCAGUCGGAGCAAGGCUAAAAUGAGCACACGUGCGCCGGCGAAGAGAACGGCAAAAUCACCGACCAAGAAAAGGGCCUCCCGGGCGCCCGCGAGCAAGCGGAAGCGUCGAAGGACAGACAGCAGUGGGAGCGAAGAGUUCGAGGGUUACAAUACGGACGACAUGAUAGACGACGGGUCGGACGAGAGUGUGGACUCGGUCGACAGCGAGACUCAGCGCGUGUACAGUAGCAUCACCAACAAGAUCCGGCAGGAACAGCAGGACAGGAUAGAGGCCGACAAGACAUACAGGCUGCGGCUGCUCGCUGCCAAGCUAGUUAAAAAGAACAAACCACGGGCGUUGCAGG
Sphaeroforma arctica JP610 is the source of this 1074-nucleotide messenger RNA. RefSeq lists its product as hypothetical. The annotation marks the transcript as partial. Lineage: Eukaryota; Ichthyosporea; Ichthyophonida. The transcript has a single exon. The record is from RefSeq and is a predicted model, not a curated record.